Molecule: messenger RNA, 2391 nt
Organism: Symbiodinium sp. CCMP2456
Lineage: Eukaryota; Dinophyceae; Suessiales; Symbiodiniaceae
Source: the annotation of a GenBank genome assembly
GAACUGGACGUCAAGGACCUCUGCACGGCGGACGGCGUGGACAAGUUCAAGGCCUGGAUCGCGGAGCGCUACCAAGAGAUCGAGGUCGGAAAGAUCGCCGAGGCAUUGAACGGCUUCUUCAAGAAACUACGCCGUGGUCCAAGCCAGUCUGUGAGGGAGUUCAAUGCUGCUUUCGACCGCUCCUAUGCCAGACUGGUCGAAAUCGAAUGCCGACUACCGGAGACGGCUCGUGCUUGGGCCUACCUCAGUGCUCUUUCUCUUUCCCACUCGGAGGAGCUGGCCAUCCUUGGGAGCGUGAACAACGAGUUCAUAUGCAGCAGACUACAGCGCGCAGCGGUUCUUCAUGAAAAGAGCCUACGGCGACCGUGGGAUUUGAAGGACAGAACGAAGCCUUGGGAACGAGGAAACAGACCUACCAAGGUGAACAGUGCGAACGCAGUCGAGGCCAUCCCUGAGGAAGACGAGGACGAUGGUGAGGACCCCUCCGGCGUGGAACCGGAGAACGCGGACGAGGCAGAGCUCUUCGAGGCCUUCAUUACCGCCAAGGCGCAGUACAAGGAGGCCGUGCGAAAUAGGAACCUAGAGCCCGACGAGGUCCGGAAGGCCAUUGAUAGUAAGAUCCAGAGUGCCAAACAGCGUUCUUACUGCAGUGUGUGCAAACAGCGUGGUCAUUGGUAUCGCGACCCCGAAUGUCCUGGUAAACCUCCCUCCUCCAAGGACUCCCUGCCGAACAACGUCACCCACACGGCUAACAUUUCCAAUGAAGUUUUCAUGACGAGCGGCAUCCUCAGUGAUAACCUCAUGGCCAUCGCAGAUAGCGCGUGCACAAAGUCCGUGGCUGGCACUUCAUGGCUCCAACGAUACAUCGAUGUCCUGAAACCCUUCGGAGUGGAAGUCCCACUGCUCCCAGAGAACGAUAACUUCAAAUUUGGGGCUUCGCGGAUCUACUCCUCGAGUUAUGCGGCUGUGGUUUCCUUCAGGGUCGGAAGUUGCUGGGUCAUGGUGAAGGUGUCCAUCAUCCAUGGUGACCUACCACUCCUGUUGAGCCGUUCCGUUUUGGCCGAGCUUGGAAUGAUCUACAACCUUAAGGAGCACAAGGCGGACUUCGAGGCCGUCAGCGUGAAGGGACACCCCUUGAUGACCACACCGACGGGUCAUCCUGCAAUCAGUAUUUUCUAUGCCAAGAAGAUCCCUCCCGAAGUGAAGAACAUCCUUGUCAGUGAGAACGUGUCUGUAGAUUCCUUUGUGAAGUGGUGGAACAAGUCGCGUAUCACAUCUGACUUCUGGAUAGAGACAAAAUCCUCUAUGAUCAGAGUUCAUGUUACUCCUCGUAAGAGCUUCUUCAGCCCCGCAGAGUGGAAGACCCCACAGUCUCUUCUUCGUGACAAUCUCCUACGAGUACUCGGUAGCGUGAGGGAAACGUUCAGUGUGAGCUGUCGGUCACAACGAGGUCUUCCUCUGGCGGUCGAUCUCUGGGAAAUCGGGAAGUUCAAAGGGAGCGCCUACUACCAGAUCCCACGUCAGUACGCGGAAUGGGCGGACAAGGAGGAGAAAGAGAACGGCAACAAUAUGAGCCCGGACCUCAAGCGGUUUGUGCUCUGGUACCGGAAGAAGGUCGAGGAGAUCAAACCGAGAUCUACCGCGGACUACGUGGGGGACCCGGCAGAUGGGGAGAAGUUCUCCGAUGAAGGCAACGAGGGUGACUCCGAACAAUGGUCAGACCUAGAAAACGAUGACUACGACGCCGAGGUCCUUCUCUCAGAGCAUAUCGAAAAUUACUUGGCCAAAGCCAUUGCCGAAAAGGACUACUCCUCUUCCACCCUGAACUCCAUCCUGGAAGAGAUCUUCGGUGUCAAUGGCGAGCGUUUUCCUCGACGAGGAGCCCGAGCGCGACCCGAGGCAAUGGGAGAUGAUGAUACCGGGGAGCAAAAGAUCGUGCUCGGCUACUACACCUAUGGCAACAUGCGGGGGAUCUGUGCAAAUACCUCUAAGUUUGCUUCCCUCUGUUUGUACCUCAAAGAGUACUUCCUGGACAAGGACCCUUCCGCGAGGUGGAGUUCUAUUUCACUUGCUCUGAAUUGCAAGCCGGUUGUGCACACAGACCACAACAACCUAAAGGGGACCCUCAACUACCUCACGGCGACGGGAUCCUUUACAAAGGGCGGUGGUCUGUGGCAUGAAGAUUCCUCCUCUACUACCAGCACACCGAUGUUCAUGAAUGAUGCGAAGGGGCGCCAGGUGAAGGGUGUUGUUUCUUCGUCCAAGGACAAAGUAGCGACCUUCUUUGCUGACAAGAUGCACAGCGCCGAGCCCUGGGACGGAGGGAACAGAUGGGAGAACGCCGACGUCUACGCCAAUGGGGUUUUCAGCUUCAUGACCUACGACAUCUAG